AUGGAGGUGGAGGAUGACUUCGAUGUUUUGGAUCCAGAGAGAUUAAUACAAUGUCCAUAUAAUAAGCACCAUCAAAUCAGAGCCUGUAGGUUUCCAUAUCACCUUGUAAAGUGCAAGAAGAGCUACCCUCAUGUUGCAAAGGAAUUGGCCACGUGCCCCUUCAAUGCUCGCCAUCUUGUUCCUCAAGCUGACCUCAGUGAUCACAUAUCGAAAUGCAACGACAAAGGGUUCAUUGAGCAAGAUAUAGUGAACCAGUCUUCUGGCUUCCAGAGGGAGCAGGUGAAUGCUGUGAGCACUUGGCAGGCGCCUCCAUGUGAUGAAGACUGGGAAACUGAGUUCUUGGAGCAGCCAAAUUCCCCUUUUGUUUGGGGCAUGACCAACUCUGGCAUAAACAGUUCCAGUACCACCUUUGGACAAAAGAAUUACCUGCCUUCAAGUGUACGUGCGCCUGAGUCCUUCCCAUAUGCUGUAUCGUGGAAAGGCUCAUCUGAGUUUGUCCGCUUCAGAUAUGUGAAGUAG
This is a messenger RNA of Cygnus atratus (black swan), 519 nucleotides long. RefSeq names its product gametocyte specific factor 1 (gene GTSF1). The transcript has 7 exons. Lineage: Eukaryota; Metazoa; Chordata; Aves; Anseriformes; Anatidae. The record is from RefSeq and is a predicted model, not a curated record. Bases 1 to 519 code for a protein of 172 amino acids.